Molecule: messenger RNA, 1890 nt
Organism: Mauremys mutica (yellowpond turtle)
Lineage: Eukaryota; Metazoa; Chordata; Testudines; Geoemydidae
Product: C-type lectin domain family 2 member D-like
Exons: 5
Coding region: 188-835 (215 amino acids)
Source: RefSeq, a predicted model, not a curated record
UGGUGGGGAGUUGAGCUGCUGGGCAGGGAAUGAGAAACCACAAAUUGCCUCUCCCCUAACCUGUCCUGCUUGGUCCAUCUCUGCUUUCAGAUCGGCUGGGGAGUCUGGAGCAGGGAGGGGAGCCAGGGCCAGGACCUCCGCCUCAGCUUGGCUUUGCUGCUGCUGAAAGGGAUCUUGUCAGACCAAGAUGAGCCGGUCCCGGUGCAGCACCAUCUGUCGCCUGAGUGUCACUGAGACAAUGUGGACAGCAGGUUGGGAUGCUGGGAUUGAAGAGUCACUGCGGGAGUUGCGCCUUGAUGGCAAUAGAUACCUGGACACUGGCAGGGAACCAGAACCUCGUCAUCAUGGGAAGAAAUGUACAGUCGCCCUCACAGUUGCGUUCUUGGGUCUCAUCAUCGCUGUUGUUGUCCUGGCAGUGUUGUUACAUCAACGUACUUCAGCUGCCCUGGGCCCCAUGUGCCCUGCAUGCACAGACGGCUGGAUCGGGUACCGAGGGAAAUGCUACUAUUUCUCCGAGGCCAAAGGGAACUGGACCUACAGCCAGAAACACUGCUCCUCCCUCGGUGCCUCCCUGGCUGUGAUCGACACCCAGCAGGACUUGGAUUUCAUGCUGCGCUAUAAAGGCAACUUUGACCACUGGAUCGGCCUCUGGAGAGACCCGGGGCAGCCCUGGAAAUGGGCCAAUGGCACCGAAUUCAACCACCUGUUUCCGAUAACAGCAGAUGGGGACUGCGGGUAUCUGACUGAGAAUGGGGUCAGCAGCUUGCGGUGCACCAGCGAGAGACACUGGAUCUGCACCAAUCCUGAUCCGUUUACAAAGGCGAAAGGGGGCUGAUAAGGGUAUUGUGGAAACUAGCCCUGGAAAAACCUGAGUGUGAUCUCUGGCCAUCACAUCUGACAAAUUCCGGAAUAACAGGGAUUGCUCUGAGCACCAAGACAAUUAUCUCUGUAACCUUUUCAAAUAUUUGCUGGGGGUGCAGCUAGGGGCCCAGCUACUGCUCCUGAAGCGUUUGCCUGGGGCUGCCCAAGCAGUGGCUGGUGCGGCUGGCCCCGGAGCUGCUCGGGUGGCCCUGGGGUCAGCUGCACCGGGCCACUGCAGAAUCACGGAAAGUCACAAUCUGUGAUUUCCAUGACCUCUGUGAAAGACUCGCAGUCUUACUCAUGGGACACCUAGCGCCUGGUAUGUAGGAGUAAGGGGAGAGAGACCUCUGCUCACUCCCUUCCUCUAACCCACUGGGCUCCAGGGCAGGGAGUGAGUAGGUACCAGCUCAUGCCAUGAGUGAGUAGGUACACAGACCAGGUACCAGCUCAUGCCAAAGUCCCCCGUGUUUCAGUAGGACACUGAGAAAUCCCCAGCUGGGGUCAGGCUGGCUCACCUGUGUUAAAAUAGGUAUUAACAUUAUAAGAAUCUGCUUAGACUUUAUUGAAUGCUUGUGCGCAGCUGCCAGCGUUAAUUCACUUCUGACAGUCAUAUCCCACAUUGUAAGGCGAUAUUGGAGCGUUUAUACUGGGAGCCUCUGACUGUGUAACACACCAGAGGGGAGAGAGGCAUUAAGCAGUGUGAAGUGCUGAUCUCCAGCAGCCCAGAGCACAAGGGAGAGGGUGGAAUACAAACCCCAAACAAGAAAUAACUAUACUGAUCUCUGUGCUGCUUGGAGUCCCUGUUUAAAUAUGGAUAGUACUAUAGUGAAUGAAACAAUGGAUUCAUGCUACUGUGGCUCUUUUGGGUAAUGUUGGUCGCUAAUUUGGCUUCUGAAUCAUUGAGCAUCACUGCUAUAGAUGGUUGUUACCUUGUGAAACUUAAGAUUCUAGUUUAGUUGUGUGUGUAUAUAUGUAAAUAAAUCCUCUUUUUUGAUACAUUGUCCUAUAAUAAACUUGAUACAAACUUUG